Molecule: messenger RNA, 1065 nt
Organism: Fundulus heteroclitus (mummichog)
Lineage: Eukaryota; Metazoa; Chordata; Actinopteri; Cyprinodontiformes; Fundulidae
Product: lon protease homolog 2, peroxisomal-like
Exons: 4
Coding region: 30-725 (231 amino acids)
Biological process (GO): protein processing; protein targeting to peroxisome; protein catabolic process
Cellular component (GO): peroxisomal matrix
Molecular function (GO): serine-type endopeptidase activity; ATP-dependent peptidase activity; ATP binding
Source: RefSeq, a predicted model, not a curated record
UUUUAUCAGAUAGGGAAGCGCCCCCUGAGAUGCCCAUCGUGAUCGACCAGGUGGCCCUGAAGGACAUCCUGGGGCCGCCGCUGUUUGACAUGGAGGUCUCCGAGCGGCUCACCCUGCCCGGCGUGGCCUUGGGCCUCGCCUGGACGCCGCUCGGCGGGGAGAUCAUGUUCGUGGAGGCCAGCCGGAUGGAGGGGGAAGGUCAGCUGACUCUGACGGGUCAGCUGGGAGACGUCAUGAAGGAGUCGGCUCAUCUGGCCAUCAGCUGGCUGCGGGCGAACGCCAAAACCUACCAGCUCACCAACCUGGUGGGGGGUCCGGAUCCGAUGGAGGGGACGGAUAUCCACCUCCACUUCCCUGCAGGAGCCGUCACCAAGGACGGCCCCUCUGCCGGCGUCACCAUAGUCACCUGCCUGGCGUCUCUGUUCAGCGGCCGGUUGGUCAGAUCCGACGUGGCCAUGACGGGAGAGAUCACGCUGAGAGGGCUGGUGCUGCCGGUGGGCGGGAUCAAGGAUAAGGUCCUGGCGGCACACAGAGCCGGAGUGAAGCGGGUCAUCCUACCCAAGAGAAACGAGAAAGACCUGGAGGAGCUUCCGGCCAACGUCCGAGCCGACCUGGACUUUGUGGUGGCCGGAAACCUGGACGAGGUUUUGAACGCCUCCUUCGAUGGCGGUUUUCCAGGGAGAAGCAGCGUGCGCUCCCCUCCUCAGCUCAGCAGCAAGCUGUGAGGAUGUUCAGAGAGACCUCUGACGCAUUCCUCACUAUAGAAACUAGUCGUCCUCCCAGUUUAUAGAUAAUGUGAGAUAGCUGGAUGCCGUCAGAUCAGCGUCUUUAUCCGAGCCGGUCCAGAUUGAUGCAGGAUGUUCUGCAAACCUUCUCUAUAACAUUUUCCCUGCAGCCGUCUGGCCAUCAUUUUCGAUUAACUCGGUUUCACUGGUUUUGUUUUAUUCUAAUAAAGAAGAAUCAACUAAUCUAAAUUAGAUUCCUGCUAAAAUCACCGAUUAGUGAUUGGACGGACGCUACUGUGUCCUGUUGCACAAGCCUUUAACAAAUAAAGUGUUAAAAACA